Molecule: messenger RNA, 2078 nt
Organism: Aspergillus homomorphus CBS 101889
Lineage: Eukaryota; Fungi; Ascomycota; Eurotiomycetes; Eurotiales; Aspergillaceae
Product: putative DNA polymerase iota
Exons: 3
Coding region: 232-2064 (610 amino acids)
Biological process (GO): translesion synthesis
Molecular function (GO): DNA-directed DNA polymerase activity; damaged DNA binding
Source: RefSeq, a predicted model, not a curated record
GUGAUAUCAUUUGCUUCCAUCUCGUCCUUCCUUUCAGUCUGAUUUAUUCUUAGGAUUAGGAGCUUUUUAGACUGGCACCUCAAACGGAUGGAGCCUCCUUCACCACGCUACUGGAAGACCGCAGCAUACUAGACAUCAAUCAAGCACAUUGGUGGUCGACUUGGCUUCCUGCCACCAAUAUAGUAUUGUCAACUGUUCUUGCAGACGUGAACUACAGUGUUUAUCUAGUCCAUGGCCAAAGCUCCCUCUCCCUCCAGAAACGAUCAACGAGUCAUCCUACACUUUGACUAUGACUGCUUCUAUGCCGCCGUCUUCGAGGUAGAGCAGCCAGUGCUGAAGACGCUGCCGUUGGCAGUGCAGCAGAAGCAGAUCGUGGUAACAUGUAACUAUGAGGCACGACGGAGGGGGCUGCGCAAGCUCCAACUGAUCAAGGAAGCCAAGCAGGUCUGUCCCGACGUCGUCAUUGUUCUAGGCGAGGAUCUGACCCGCUUUCGCGAUGCUUCCAAACGGCUUUUUCUCUAUCUGCGAUCGUUCGUCUGGGGAGCCAAGGUUGAACGACUCGGUUUCGAUGAGUUGUUUCUUGAUGUGACCGAGAUGAUCGAUUACAACGUUGAUCUGCUCAACCGCCAUGAUCUGGAGCACUCAUUCUUUCAUCUCGACCGCCAGGAACCCACAGUGGGUUUCACUUACAAUGCCACCCAAGUGCACGGGUCCACCUACCCUGCGGAUCUGAAUCCCACGGAUGUAAAAAUAAGCUCGAACGGGGACGUUUCGGGGCUCUACACGCGGCUGCUCGUGGCCUCGCACUUGGCAGGCUUUUUGCGAGGCCAACUCGAGUUCCACAUGGGAUACACGGCCACAGUGGGGAUUUCUACCUCUAAAUUGCUGGCCAAGUUGGUAGGCAACACACAUAAACCUAACAACCAGACUAUCCUUCUUCCGCCAUAUUUGGCACACCCGGGCGCUUUCGAGAGUAAUGUGGCAGCCUUCCUGGAUGCACACGAGAUUCGAAAGAUUCCCGGGCUAGGCUCCAAACUAACACGGAAAAUCAUCGCUUAUCUCACCAAGGCUGACGCGCAAGUCGGCUCUCCUCCCACAUCUGAUCUGGCCAAAGAUCUCAGUGGUCCAAAGACCGUUCGAGAUGUGCGGCUGUGUUCUGGUAUGGGACCAGCCUUGCUGGACCGUAUUUUAGGCGGGCCAGGUGCACCAAGGGAUAUCGGUGCCCGAGUUUGGGGCCUACUGAACGGUGUUGACCCUACACCGGUCGUCCCGGCGGGCGAUAUACCAACACAGAUCAGUAUCGAAGACACGUACGGGCGUUUAGAUACCUUAGAGAUUGUUCGGAGGAAAUUGAUCACUCUGACGGCUAGUCUCCUCCGCCGCAUGCGUACUGACCUGAUCGAGGAGGAUCUUGAUAUAGGCACAGGGUCCGAUCAACCCGUCAGCACCAUGGGAGCCCAAGAGAAGUUUCCGACUCGAUGGCGGGCUCGCCCUCGAACCCUGCGACUGUCUACUCGGCUUCGGCCUUCAGGCACUGAGGGUAGGCGGCCGGUCAAUCGGGCCUCGCGAUCCGAGCCGCUCCCUGCGUAUGUGUUUAGCAUGGACGAGAGCAUCGAUGCCAUAGCGGAACGAUUGGUGCACGAUUCGAUCCUGUCCAUGUUUCGCAGGCUGCACCCAGAGAAGUCUGGCUGGGACCUUCAAUUGAUGAAUGUCGCGGUAACGAACAUGAUUGAAGGAGCUGGAGAUCGGAAAGACAGCAGUGGACGGGACAUUGGGAAAAUGUUCCAGACCCAGGCAACUGGGACUAAGGAGUUCUUUUCUGCACGAGUUAUGAAAACACCUAUCUCAGCAACAAAGGAAACCAGUACCGACUCUCAUUUGGCGGUCAGUCCUCCUGGAACUAGGAUUUUGGGAAACAUUGUAGAUUAUGUUUUGGAAGAUGCUGGUUGGCAAGAUAGUGAUGGGGAGGAAGGCAUGUCUUGUAUAGCGUGCGACAUCUGCGGAGCCUCGAUUCCUUAUUUUGCGCGAGAGGCGCAUGUAUUAUACCAUUCAGCUCCUGAUUGAAAUGAAUUGCGGUU